Messenger RNA from Labrus bergylta (ballan wrasse), 1688 nucleotides. RefSeq names its product CDAN1 interacting nuclease 1 (gene cdin1). The record is from RefSeq and is a predicted model, not a curated record. Gene Ontology annotation, biological process: erythrocyte differentiation. NCBI's taxonomy places the organism in Eukaryota, Metazoa, Chordata, Actinopteri, Labriformes, Labridae. Gene Ontology annotation, cellular component: nucleus; cytoplasm.
UCGACCAAUCAACGCACCGCUCACACUAAAGUCACUUCUUCAACUUCCUAGCGGGAAGCGGCUAACGGGAACUAAGCACAGGCAGCAGGAAUAAAUGCAGAUACAGAAAAGGACGAUGAAAAUACCCCGAGCUGAAUAUAAAGAGAUAGCAAGAUGGACAGAGCAACUGAGACCAACCCGCCAGUGUAUGAAGAUGCUGAAGGACAGAUUUCCAAAAAAAGAACCAAAAGAACCAUCUCCAGACACCAUGCACCAGAUGUUAUUGAAAGCCACUAUCAAAGGUAUCUGAGCCAGGCCAAGGCCCAUCCCUCUGCUCCUGUCUUGCUGGAGCUGGCCAUAGAGGUGGAUCUGUCUCCUGCACUGAUGGCUCGCAUCAUCCUGGACAGGUUCCUCCAGGACCUUGAGGGCGAAAUGCCCUCCAAAACUGUCCUCACCAGCAUGCUGAAGGAGCCAACACUAAUUCCAGACCAGAUUUUGGCCAAAAAUAUCUACCAAUGCACAAUAAAUGACUGCUGUUAUGGACCGCUGGUAGACUGCAUCAAACACGCGAUUGGUCAGGAGCAUGAGGUGCUGCUUCGUGACAAACUGCAGGAGAGGAACCUUUCCUUUCUGGAUGAAAACCAACUGAGAGCUAUGGGCUACGACAAAACACCUGACAUCAUCUUGGAGGUUCCCAUAGCUGUAGAAGGACACAUCGUGCACUGGAUUGAGAGCAAAGCCUCAUUCGGAGACGAUCACAGUCAUCGCACCUAUCUCAACGAGCAGUUCUGGAGCUACUGGAACAGGUUCGGUCCAGGCCUUGUGAUCUACUGGUACGGUUUUAUAGGCGAGCUGGACUGCCAGAGAGACAGAGGUAUCCUGCUCAAAGACCGCUUCCCUACAGACAUUGUCACCCUGUGCCACGCUGCCCAGCCGGACCCACCGCCACAGGAGUCAGAGUAAAGACAAAAAGAGUGAGGAACGGUUACAAAAAAAAAAAAACAUGGCAGGAAAGCGAGAGGAAGGCAAGGAGGUGGGGAGGGUAAGAACAAGGGUGGAUACCGAGAUCCGGAAGCAAUUUGCCUUUCCUGCAGAGUGAGACUCCUGGCAAAAGAUCUGCCCUGAACUCCACCUGACCCUCUGUCUUUGUCUGUUCGUCCUCCCGCUCUCUCUUUUCACUGCCUCAAAGCCGCCGCAUGCAAAUACACACCGGCGCUGCUGUAUAUGUGACAGCACAGGCUCAGAUUCAUACCUGUGUGCAAAGAAAACACCCCCCCCCCCCAGCCUUUCCUGGUCGCGGUCAGCUCUUGGCCCCUGGAUGGCCCCCUCGCUGCGGACAGCCAGGGUGAGAGCCGGGGCCAAAGCAGGACAUAGAGGCCUUCCUUAUCACACCCAAAGCCCUGGCCUUUGUCACUCCUUCCUCCUCCGCUCCGUCGGCAGAUAAGAGAGGUGCGGUCCGCAGGCCGAGUGGACAGCUGACUCUCACCUGCGUCACUCAGUGCCCUCUGAGUCGCUCUGCAGGGGGUGAACAGGAUCAUUUCUGAUUAGAGCUGCUCUCUCUGUGACCUUUUUCUACCUUACAUCAUAAACUGAGGGUGGAUGCAGCUAUAUUUGGUCAUAGAUGUGUUAUCAACACGUUCUCUCUGCUCCUUCUUGUGUGACUUAUCUCAAUGAAAUCGUUUUAAUUCAAAAUAAAGUAUAAAGCUUGA